Messenger RNA from Mandrillus leucophaeus (drill), 1233 nucleotides. RefSeq names its product testis-specific H1 histone. NCBI's taxonomy places the organism in Eukaryota, Metazoa, Chordata, Mammalia, Primates, Cercopithecidae. Bases 246 to 1211 code for a protein of 321 amino acids. The record is from RefSeq and is a predicted model, not a curated record. The transcript has a single exon.
AGCGGUGGAGAUCAAGAUAAGUAAGUCUGAUUUGGGAACAAAACCCUGGAGACUGUAUAGGUGAUUGUUGGGGGUGGACAGGCGCUGAAGACUUGGAUUGGUUUAGACCUAGAAGGAAGUGGCAUUUGAUUGGUUAUUAUAAGUGAAAAGGGCCCCUCCCUGGGUGAGAUCUGCCAGCCUCAUAAUUAGGACCUGAAAAUCUCUGCCAGGCCCGCCUUUGUGACGUGGCCCCGUCCACCUCAGCUAUGGAACAGGCCUUGACUGGUGAGGCCCAAAGCCAGUGGCCCCGCAGAGGCGGGAGUGGGGCCAUGGCUGAGGCGCCUGGGCCCAGUGGCGAAUCUCGAGGCCACUCAGUCACUCAGCCGCCAGCGGGAAAAACUGUCGGGGGACCAUCGAGGCGCUGCCCGCGGUCCGUGCUCAAAGUGUCCCAGUUGGUGCUCCGGGCCAUCACCGCUCACAAAGGGCUGACUCUGGCAGCUCUCAGGAAGGAGCUCGGAAACGCCGGCUACGAAAUGCGCAGGAAGAGCGGCCGCCACGAAGCGCCCAGAGGGCAGGCCAAGGCCACGCUCCUCCGGGUCAGCGGCAGCGACGCCGCCGGCUGCUUCAGGGUCUGGAAGGUUUCCAAGCCCAGGAGAAAGCCGGGGCGCGCGAGGCAACAGGAGGGCGCGCGCGCUAGCCGGAGGACCGCAGCCGCGUACCGGAGCUCACGGAGGCGCCGCCAGCCCCUUCGCAAGGCGGCCAGGAAGGCCAGAGAAGUGUGGAGACUGAACGCGAGGGCGAAAGCCAAGGCCAAUGCCAGGGCGAGGAGGACAAGGAGGGCGAGGCCGAGAGCCAAGGAGCCGCCGUGUGCCAGAGCCAAGGUGGAAGCGGGAGCGACAGCGGCAGGCGAGAGGCGAGGACGGGCCGUGAAGGAACACACCAGGCCGAGGUCAGGGAAGGACAAGAGGCGAAGCUCCAAACCCAGGGAAGAGAAGCAGGAGCCUAAGAAGCCCGCACAGCGGACCAUCCAGAAGCCAACGCCGGCUAAAACCGACCGGACAUCUAGCGGGCAGGGGAAGACUCCACUAAAGACUUCCACAAAGACCUUCCCUAAAUCUGAAGGUCUUCGGAAUGCAGUCGGGAGUGCAUCUUGUGGGAGCAGCUUCACUCCCACCACGGACAAAUGCCUUUCCCCCAUAGGCCCCAAGAAGAGCGGCUCUCACACUCAUUGAAAUGAAAUGGACCUCUCGACCA